Triplophysa dalaica is the source of this 1630-nucleotide messenger RNA. RefSeq names its product prostaglandin E synthase 3a (cytosolic) (gene ptges3a). Bases 231 to 710 code for a protein of 159 amino acids. Gene Ontology annotation, molecular function: protein-folding chaperone binding; prostaglandin-E synthase activity; Hsp90 protein binding. The record is from RefSeq and is a predicted model, not a curated record. Lineage: Eukaryota; Metazoa; Chordata; Actinopteri; Cypriniformes; Nemacheilidae. Gene Ontology annotation, cellular component: cytosol; nucleus. The transcript has 8 exons. Gene Ontology annotation, biological process: protein folding; telomere maintenance via telomerase; prostaglandin biosynthetic process.
CAUGGCGCAGAGCGCGCAGCAGAAGUCGCUAGAAACGGAUCUCCGAGGAUGCGUCACCGCGUGCCAGUGAGUAGAACUCAGGCACGCGCUGACUCUCGUGCAUGUUGACAGUGCGUUAAGCAGCUAGCUUCCUUUUAUGCGUUCGCUUUAAAUUUACAGCGUAGAUCCAGUGCACUACCUGAGGCGAGAAGGGACGACGAAGAUUUUGGUGCAAACAGAAAGAUAUUAACAUGCAACCAGCAACUGGCAAGUGGUAUGACAGACGAGGGGCGGUCUUCAUUGAAUUCUGUAUAGAAGACAGUAAAGAUGUCCAAAUUAAAUUUGACAAAACAAAGCUUGAUUUCAGUUGUGUCGGUGGAACAGACAACAUGAAACACCAUAAUCAAGUAGAACUAUUUGAAUCCAUUGACCCAAAUGAGUCUAAACACAAACGCACAGACAGGUCUGUGUUUUGCUUUCUAAGAAAAGCAGAAUCUGGCAAAGCUUGGCCAAGAUUAACGAAAGAGAAAGCGAAGCUUAACUGGCUCAGUGUGGACUUCAAUAACUGGAAAGACUGGGAAGAUGAUUCAGAUGAAGAAUUGUCGAGUUUUGACCGCUUUUCAGAGAUGAUGAACAACAUGGGAGGAGAAGAUGACUUGCCAGAUGUGGGUGGUGCAGAUGAUGAAGAGUCUGCAGAUAGUGAUGAUGAAAAAAUGCCAGACCUCGAGUGAAGGAACAGGAAACCAUCAUAUUGAAGAAAGCAAGAGUUUAACUUAAGUUAAAGUAAGAGAUACUAGGUUUAAGUUGGUAGCCAUUUAAAAACUGAAUCAUUUUUGAGACUGUUUUUCAAGGUCUUUGUGCAGAAAGUCACAAGGAAUGAAUUUUUACUGUUGUGUUGAUGGCAACCUCAACCCCUCGACAAUAUACACUCUUUUCUGUUCUGCAUGGACAAUUAUUAUGAGCUCUCCAUCUUGUAUUGUGGAAACCAUGAAUGCUCAGUUUUUCAACGAUGGCUUUUACAGUCUUGAGCUCUUUCCUCUGUGUCAGUCGGGUUAUUGCAUCCUAUUACGCAUACAUUAUAAUUCGUAGUUAUGGAAAGGACGUGAAUGACCUUUUUGACAUUUUCUGCUUACAUGACCUCUGUCAAAUUGUACAUUUUAUUUAAUUCUGUUGUUGUGUGUGUGCGCACGUGUGGAGGCUCAGAUUUCCUUGCGUUUGAAUGAAGCAAGCAUUGUGUUAAGGCACAAGCUUCUCAAGUAUCCCCUAAUGCCAUCCAAAACAUGUGCCGCAUUUGAAAUGAGCGUAUUCAAAGUUUCAUCUGUAAACUCGUUUUAUGUGUUUUUAGCUGCGGUUUUGAUCUUCAGGUAGGUUUGUAUCAAUCCAACAUGUUCAAAGUACAUAAUCCUGUCUGUAGACACCGCAUUAUCAAAUUAUUUCAGGAUGAAAAUUAGUAUUUGUUGUUUUGUAUCACAUUUAGCCGGCACUUCUACACUGGUUUCUUCCAUAUAUGUCAAAAGUGAUAAAAAAAGCAUACACCUCACCUCUGUACUGAACAAAAGAGUAACUUAUCAACAGAUGACCAAUUUGUGUUUGCACUCUAAAUAUAAAUGCAGGUGUGACUAAAAGAUUAAAACAAUGUUGUGACCUGUCA